AGGAAUACAAUAUAAACCUAUAACAACCAACUUAAAUCUGUCAAAAGACCAAUGAAUAACACAUGUACAUGUAGAAUAAUAAUUUACUUGGAUAGCAAAACAUUAUUAGAGCUGGAUAAUUACUAUAAGCUGUUUGUGGACGGGCUUCUGGAAAAGCUGAAAUCUCUUCAUCUCUCGUUUUUGUUGUUAUUAUCUUAUUCGAAAGAAGCUUAUUUAACAAAGAAGAGAGUGGUCAAAGGUCAAAUUGUUUUUAUUGAUUGAAGGACGAGAAAAUAUAAUAACAAUAUUGAAAUAGUCAAUUAAUUAUUACAAGGAAAAUAAAAAGAUAAAAUAUAGAAAGUAAUAAAAGCAAUGGUUUGUUAUCUUAUCAAAAUUGCUACAAUUGAAUUAGGCUGACAUAAUGUAAUAUUUUAUGUUAAAGUCAUUCAAUAUUGGAAUGUAGAAACUCAUUGUAGAGUGAUUUCUUAUAUAUGGCUAAAAAAGUUGAGUGGCUGUACGGAAAACUUACCAUUGAGCCUAUAGUGCUAAUCAUUAAUUAUACAGAAAUUCAUAUUUGAUAUUCUACGCAUUUUAUAAAAACCGGUAGACUUUGAAAGUUGGAAAGCCAUAUAGUUAAUAAUUGGUAAAAGUCUUAAGGUAAGGAAGCAUUGAAAAGUUAGAGACAAUGGUGAAGAAAGUAGAGGUUGAGAGGUUGGAGGAUAAAUGUUUAAAUUAUUUGGGUAAGAAUACAUAUAUCCUACACGCCUAUAAGAUGAUGACUCCUAAUUUCUACCUCCGAUGGAAUUUGGCCGAUUCUAUAUUUGAGACAAUAGAUAUGAUAGAGAAUGGUAUCAAUGAAAAGCAUCUAAAAUUAUUCAAAAGUAAACGAAGUUGCCUUACAAGGGUUGAGAUGAAUGCAAGAUUUAUUAGUAAGAAAUCAUUGAGAAAUCUAUUAAAGAAUCAUCAUCUAGAAUUAGUGAAUAUUAGUGGAGUUGAUGAAUUUCCAAUAAGUGAAUGGUUACAAUAUAUCGAAACUGAAUAUUUAAGAUUUUUAUCAAUAAGAAAUUGUCGCCUAUUCAACAAUAGAAAGAGAGAAUUAAGCUGUAUUAAAAAUUUCACCAAUUUAAGAACAUUGAGAUUAGUAUCAAUCCCUUUUCAUAAUCAGGAUUUAAAGGAUAUAAUAAAUUAUAUACAAUUAAUUAAAUGUUUGGAAUUAACUGGAACGAGCGUCACCGAUAUACAACCAGUAUGCCAAUUGCCAAAAUUGAAAAUAUUUAUACAAACCUAUUAUCCGGCCAGUUUCAACUUGGAACAAAUUAUAACGUUAAAACCUUUAAAGAGUCUAACUAUUGCAAAUGAUCCAACGGUAGAGGUCAACAGUUAUUCAAUCUUUGAUAUUCUUCUACAAAGAAUAUUUUGGCCUGAAUUAGAAUAUCUAGACAUUUCUGGCAAAUGGAAAUGUAACGCCUUUAUUAUGGAACCUUUCCUCAAAAGACAUACAAAAUUGUUAUGCCUUGGAUUAGUUGGCGUUCAAUUUACAAGACCUUUUGAAUAUCCUUCAAAAAUUGAGAUAUUUGGUACUGCUAAUCUAUUAUUUCUAUUAAAUGGUUUAUCGGCUUGCGAAAGGGACGAAAGACGAAUAUUUUAUCUAUUAGAUUUCUUUAGGAAAUCUUAUACAUUUGUUCUUGAAGGAAAUUAUCCAAUCUUAUUUAUUAAUUUCUUUAAAUCUUUCAAGAAUCUUAUUUAUAAUUGUUGGGAUUUUCGAUGGCAUAAGGAUUCUCUAAAUAGAUUAAUUACACUUUGUAUUAAAUACUCUAAAAAAAUACUUAUUGAUAAAUUUCAAUCUAUUCCUAAUCAUGAAAUCUCCAGUUUAGUUUCCGCUUGCAUUAAAACUCUUGAACGGUUGAAUUGUUGUUAUACUACUUUUGAAUUUGUUAAAUUACUAUACAAUAGUGAAUUUCGUAUAUUGAAGAAUGCUCAAAUUAAUAAUUUUGCAACUUUAAAAAUAUUAUUCAAUUUCUUGCAAAAUGUUUAUGAUAAUACGUUUUCUUCUUGGAAAAACUCUUACCUUCGGGAGGCUCACAGAAAAUGUAAUGACGUCAUAACUUAUAUUUUUAAACAUAUAUCUGAACAAGAAAUAAAUGAUAUUUUAGAAAAAAAUCAAAUUCCAGUAUUGAAAAAAUUUGAUAAAGAAAAUCCAAAUUUUUUCUUAUCGAAUAUAAAAUUAAUAACGGCAUGGAAACUAGGUCAUAAAAGGGUAAUUCAUGUUAUAGGAUUACAUAAUCAAUGUCUUGAAGCUUAUAAGGAUGCUAUUAAAUUUUUCUAUCAAGAAACAAAUUCAUCUGGGCCAGCAGAUAGAAAAAUAUGCUAUCUAUUAAUACUUAUUAAUAAAUAUUUCGAUGAUGAAAAUUGGUUAAAAUUUUUUAACGAGGAAUUUUCAAGUUUCGUUUCAAUUAAACUAAAAAAUUCGGAGAAAGAAGCAACUGCUAGUUUAUCUAUUGAAAUUAUUUGGAAUGUUCUAUUUAGAGGUAUAUUAAAGAAAGAUAUUAAAAAGAAAAAAUCAAGAUCUCAUUGGCCUCAAAUUAUUAUAAAUAUGUUAAUUGGAUUUGAAAAAUGGCGUAAUAAACAAUUAAAAGCUCCAACUGUUGGUGAAUCAAUUUGGUGUAGUAUGAAAUCUUAUUGCCUACACGACGAUGAUGGUAGAUUAUUUACAAAUAUUGAAUGGAUAAUUGAUAAUUGUAUUCAAACUUUACAAGAAGAGUUUGGUAAAGACGUACUGGAUGAAUUAAGAGAAGCAAAAUUUUCGUAUGGAUUAGAAUGGUAAAAAUGGUAAACUAAAUCUAUUUAUACAAAUAUACGUUGGAAAAUCUAGAUAAAUACACUUUUCUUUUUUGAACAGUUAUAUAUCGUUCAUUUAUGUAUUAUAAUAUAUAUAUAUAUACUGUAUAUUGUAUUCUAUACAUCCGAAUACAUCC
Dimorphilus gyrociliatus is the source of this 2954-nucleotide messenger RNA. NCBI's taxonomy places the organism in Eukaryota, Metazoa, Annelida, Polychaeta, Dinophilidae. The record is from the annotation of a GenBank genome assembly.